UAUGAAAAAGAGCGAAGUCGCGGCCACGCAUUCGUCCAAUCCGCAGCGCGCAUAUACGAGCGCAGGUAGAAAAAACCUGUCAGGUGGAACGACUCUCUCCUUGGAACACCCUACCAGCACAGGUGAACCAAACUGGCUUUAGCAGUGAUCAACAACAUGGCAGACGAAUGCUGUACAGUGGCCAGCAGGUCGAUUCGUUGACUUUACGACGCGAGUAAAGCAUCCGAGUCGCGACUUGGAGGCCUUUUUCGCUCGCCCCCCGUCCACCUCAGGUUAGCCAGCGAUGGAGGAGGUGGCCGGGCUGGCCGAUGAGCGCGAGGAGAGCGUAACAAAGAAGCAGGCUGAAGUCUUGGUGCGGUCCUUGAAGGCCCUCAAAGUGGGCCUCGGCCGAUUUUGGCGAAGACAAUCAGUCACCAUCACCGAUUAUGACCCUAACUACAGAGUAGCCUACCUCGGGAAUGUGCUCACCGGAUGGGCAAAAGGGGAAGGCUGCACAGAGAAGCCUGUGGGCACCCUUUGGCGCAACUACUGCAGUAGCAGCCGGUCAGACGUGUCAAUGACGCUGACAAUCGGCGCCUCAGGGUUGCGCGCGGUGACCAAGGAGCACGGACUCACCGAGUACUGGAGCCACCGAGUUACCUACUGCGCCGCGCCGCCUUCCUUCCCUAGGGUCUUCUGCUGGGUCUACCGCCACGAGGGCCGAAGACUAAAGCAGGAACUCCGAUGCCACGCGGUUCUCUGCUCAAAAGCCAGUGUGGCUAGGACGGUGGCUGCUCAAUUGCAGGCGCGAUUGGCGGAAGCACUGAGAGAGUUCAGGCGAGACAAGCUGUGUCGACAACAGGCUAGGCUGUCCCUUGCCAAUGCUGUCUAUGCCCAACCAUCCUUGCCGAAAAGGCGAAUCAUGCUCAGCACUGGCGCCUCAAACUACCGACCUCCCCUGGAGAGAUCAAAAUCUGCGCCAAAACUUGGUCCCAUUGAUGAAAUCUGUGAAGAGGAGUUCCUCCCAAUAAUGGAAGAGGCCGAGGAAGAGGAGGGCAGUUUGAGCAGCGAGUCUGGCGUGGUGGUGGCACCCGCAGCGGGGGAAGACGUGAUGCUCUGCGGCUGUCCACAGGGCGGCUGCCUCUGUUGCGAGGAAGGACCUGAUUCCGACGAGAGUGGCUAUGACGAGGCUGACUUCAACUCCAAGCCGCUCGCGUCCAAGGAUGGCGAAUACGAGGAGGAAGAAGUGGACACCUCCACGCACACGCUUUGUGAGACGAGGCCCUUGUUCAGGACGGGUGAGUCGCCGCCAAAGUUGUGCAAGCCGAAGAGGCGGAGUGCGGACAAAACAUUGGAGGAACAAACCUCGAGCCUCAUCGACGAGGCGAUGAGCCAGUUGCACAUGUUGUCAGGUGCCACUAUUGACACUUCGUAUGUGCAGGUUUAGCAAACUCGCCAGUGGUCGAGCGAAUAAUCAAAGUCAUUGAGAUGUUUAGUUGAGACGAUACUCGAAUCAUUAAUUAAUGCAUUUACCUGUUGGGCUGACCACACUUUCAGCUUUUUAUUCGAAUCUCCGAUUUGUACUGAUCUGGAUGGUGGCGGUGGUUGCGCAAAUGGAUUGUGUCCCCCAAUUUCUUGUGAAAAUGGAUUGACACAAAUGGAAGUUGUCAAUGCCUAAUGAACAUGACUUAUUAAGAAUAUAACUCCAUAGGUAUUAAAUAAGAAUUGUACUGAUCGGGCAAGUAAUUUUUUACUGGUGCAUUCUUAUACAGAUUGAACAGCUUCAUUCUUUUGCAGAUUUUGUUAGUUCUUUUGUAGUCAUUUUCCGUCUUACUUGACAAGUUUCAUUUGAACAGUACAUCCAUUCUGACUGAUUUGAAAAAUCGUUUAUUUAAAAAUUGAAGCAAAACUUUACCUUGUCUAUUUUAAUUUUCCCGAGAAAGUACAAAGGCUUUGUUCUUCCUCUUUUAAACCCUAUACAUUUGUACUGAGAGUGCUGUCCCGACUGAAACUUUGCCAUCAGAGCUCAACUAAAUAAGUGGUGUGAUUGCGUGCGUGUGUCAGCUGGUGUGCUGUAUGAAGAGGCCAUCCUCUGCUUUUGACCUAGUCGACUAACUUAACAAGAGCUAGCAUGAAGUUUCCUAGAAGCAUCCCUUAGUUAAAUAUAAAAUCAAAGCUGAAAGCACACAACACACUAUAGUUAACUACAUUCCGUCAAAUACCUAUUUUGUCGCAAAAUAUACCUCCAACCAAAACCAUGUUGAUCGACAUUCCAAGGUCACAAAAGAGUUGCUCUUGUUCUGUUAUUUCUUCUUGCAUGUAAAGUAUUAGCGUGAGCUGUUUCUUUUAUCUCUAGGCUCCCCCAUGUGUCAUUAUUUGUCAAAUUUCGCCGCGAUUCUAAAUAGAAUAUCAGUGAAAUUUAGCUUCUUCUGACACAUUGGGUCAAUGUUUUGUGCGCAUAAAAUUUUUAUUAUUCUUGGAAAGAGAUCUGUGAAUAUUUGAUUCUGACCUGGCAGUAUUGUGUGAGAGAAAUACUUGAAACGAUCGAAGUGCUAGUUGAGAUCUGUUAUUUAUCUGUGUAAAAUUUAAUUUUAUAUGUGUUAUCAUUUUAGGUGUCAUAUUUGUAUGGAUAUAAAUCACAGACCAAGAGAAAGUGAAUCAUGAUCUGAUAUUUGACUCUGAUAUUGUAUACUAUGUUACGUAGCUACUUGAGCAUCUGUUAAGGAAAUAUUAUACGAAUUCAAUUAUUAAGUAUGAUACAAUAAAAAAUUGAAUAUCUGAA
Cloeon dipterum is the source of this 2761-nucleotide messenger RNA. RefSeq names its product protein FAM43A. The transcript is spliced from 5 exons. The record is from RefSeq and is a predicted model, not a curated record. NCBI's taxonomy places the organism in Eukaryota, Metazoa, Arthropoda, Insecta, Ephemeroptera, Baetidae. The coding region runs from base 284 to 1426 and encodes 380 amino acids.